UUUAGGCCUCAGGCUCCAGCGUGCGACCAUCAUCAUAAAGAGCUGACUCCUGCUCGCAUAUCUCGGACCCAGCAGCUUCAGACAAGACUCAGCACAAGCUUCUAUCUCUGGAUAUUUACCUUUUCUCUCGUUGGAGUGGUAGCAUCUGUUUUAUUUCUUCAGAUAAACUGCUCUUCUACUCCUUCACGUCUUCAUCCCACCUCAAUCUCACCAUGUCGCGGGCGCCAAGAAUCCCCGCUCCAGAGUGGGAUCGUCACAAAGACCACAUACAUGACGUGUAUGUUGUGCAAGGCAAGACACUAGAAGAGCUGAUCAGUUUCAUGGCAAAGGAUCAUGGCUUUGAACCCACCAAGGCACAAUAUGUGCGCAAGCUGGAUGGUUGGAACAUGAGGAAGAACUUCAAGAAAGAAGAGUGGGAGCAUGCCGACGCCUUGGUCCGGAAGCGAAAAGCGGCUGGAAAGGAUACUGAGCUCGUCAUAAGCGGAAGGGUCAUCGAGGGCAAGAAACGGAGGAAGGCGCUCAACAGAUACGCCGUCCUUCCAACAUUCUUCCAGGCAGCUUCAACCAAGUUUGAGACCGGCCACGACGAGGUCACAGCCAGAACCCCGCCCUCGACUGGAGGAGACCCAUUCAUCAUGUACAACAACCUGCCCUGGUUUCAAUUUCAGGACCACGUAACAAAACUGGCGAUCUCUAGCAUGCCAUCUGGCAUACUCAUACCAACCUCGGUCGAGCUUGCUACUUCUCUGACCAAAAACGUCUUCGGAAUUUCCGUGGAACAGGACAUGGGGGACACAAGAGCUCUUAGCGACUUGUCCUGUCUAUUAGAGGAGAAGGUGCCCAAAAGGCGGGGCGACAACUUCAACUGCCAUAUCGAGAGGUUAUCCCAACCCCAACCGCUGCUCCAGGUCCUCCAGUGGGCCGUCUUUCUCUCUUCCAAUGGGCUUCUCCCCAACGAAGAAACGGAUGCCCUGUUGAGAUGGGUCACUGCGGGUGGGCACAGCCUGGCCAUGGAGCAGAUUCUCCGAGUGGGGGGACCUACAACUCUGAUUUUUGCAUCCAAUCUCCUAUUGAGCGCCAUCAGGAUUGGCAAUGAAACCUUUGUCGAGAUGCUCCUCGACCAAGGCAUUAGCCCAAACAGCGCGGAUUCUACCUUCACCGCGAGAACUGCUCUUCAAACUGCAGUAAUUUCUGCAAAUUCUGGAAUAGUUCAGCUACUUCUUGAUCGUGGGGCUGAUGUUAACGGCACUAUUCCUGGGCCAUUAGAAUAUAUCCCCCCCCUCAACCUCUUCCUUGCGCAUAAAAAUCGACCUCUCCAGAUUCUCAAGAUAUUGAUCAAGGCUGGCGCAGAUGUUAAUCACAUCAAGGCAGGUUACCUUUCCGCGCUUCAAGCAGCUGUUUCACAUGUGGACCCAGACGCGGUUACUGUCUUACUUGAAGCUGGAGCCGACGUCAAUAUGCCGCUUGGAGAAAAGUACAAGGUGAUAUGUACUCAGACCUGGGAAAAGUACACAGUUCCCGGAAAUAAGAUCUCAUUGCCCACCCUCUGCACCCCACUUAGCCUUGCAGCUUCAUGUGGGAACAAGGAAAUAGCUCGGCUUUUACUAGAGGCUGAUGCGGAUAUCGACGGAUUGUGGUUUAGCGAAGCGACUGUCUACGAAAACUUGCACAUGUUUGGCUCUGUGGAGGCAACUAACGCAUACUUGGGCACCGAAACACCGCUACAGUUAUCAGUGCGAUUUGGCCACCUAGCCAUGAUUCGGUUUCUCUUGGACGCUGGUGCCAAUCCUAAUGCUGUCAGCAUAUCUGGUUCAACCGCACUUCAAAGUAUCUUUGCGGGGGGUGUGCGCAAGCCUAUGCUGCAGAAGGUGGCGCAUUUGCUCUUGAGCCGAGGGGCUACUGUUAAUAUCCCCGCGAGCAGGAAUCUCGCCGGGAUGACGCCUAUCCAAGAAGCCGCUAGAUGGGGGGACAUUGGGUCAGUCGGUCUCUUUGUGGACAAUGGUGCUGAUCUGAAUGUUGCUCCUUAUCAUCUAGGAGGGCGAACAGCCUUACAGGCUGCAGCCGAGUCUGGGAACGUAGACCUAGUCACUCUCCUUAUCAAAAGCGGUGGGGCCAUCAACGCUGAUGCUGCCGCGUAUAAUGGUCUCACGUGUCUCCAGGCUGCAGCUUCGUCGGGUAACCUGGCACUGGUCAACAUACUGCUCCAACUGGGUGCCGAUGUCAAUGCCCCAGCAUCACUAGGGAGUGGACUAACAUCCCUCCAGGCCGCUGUCAAAAGAGGUGAUGUAGGGAUGGUCGAAAGACUACUGGAUGCUGGCGCAGAUGUCAACCAGAUCAUCAACGGUCAAACGGCACUCUGUUCGGCCAUCGGGAAUUGCCACUACGACGGCUACAGCAACGACACCUACAGCAACGUCAACAACGAGAGUAUCUACAACCUACUAAUGGAAAACGGUGCCAACCCGGAUCCUAUAAAUGUUGAAACAACACCCUUGGCCAUUGCGGCCAGUAAUGGUCAGUUCCAUCUUGUGGGUCGGCUUCUAGACGCCGGGGCGGACGUCAACAGACCCUCACUCAACCCGUUGAGAAUACCCAACAUGGCCCCAGGUCUGACUCCCCCACAAACACCUCUCGCCAUCGCAGUUGCACACAGACAUGAAGAUGUGGUAAACCUCCUGAUAAACUCGGGAGCUGGUUUAAAUCACGUCGCGCAUGUUGAUGGAGCAAAUCCUCUUCACUAUGCGUUUAACAAUGACAAGUUUUCGCGUGGAAUCACAGAAUCACUAAUCCGCAGCUCCGCUGACCCCAACAAGCCGUCAGCAACCGGGGUGUUUCCAAUCCACUUGGCAGCUAAAUGCUUAAGCAGUGAAGAUGCGGAAGCGGCAAUAAAGAUACUCAUUGACGCUGAGGCUGACGUACACUCCCAAUCGUGGGCUACAACAGCACUUCAGAUAUCCGUUAAAAGGGGUCACGAGCGCGUUGUUAAGAUGUUGCUAGACGCUGGGGCUGACGUAAACACCCAAUCGCGAGUUGCAACAGCACUUCAGAGAGCCGUUGAAAAGGGUCACAAGAGCCUUGUUGAGAUGUUGCUUGACGCUGGGGCAGACAUCAACGCACCCGCAGCACCGAGUUGGGGUACUACAGCCUUACAAGCUGCAGCCAAGAGAAACGAUCUUCAUCUCGUGCGAGACCUCAUAUCUCGUGGCGCCGAUGUUAAUGCUCCACCAGCCAUCGAGAUCGGCGCAACAGCAUUACAGCUCGCAGCUAUACAUGGGAACAUCAACAUGGCUAUCUUGCUCCUUGAGAAUGGGGCAGACGUCAACGCCGAACCAGCGGCUAAAGAAGGACGGACGUCGCUUCAGGGGGCCGCUGAACGUGGUCGUCUGGAUAUGGUUUACCUAUUGCUGGAGAAUGAUAAGGAAAUGGAAUCAAUCGAGGAGCGGUGUCAGGAGGCGGCAAGGUUUGCGGACUCAAAUCAUCAUCCAAUACUUGCUAAGGUCCUUCGAGAAUGGAAAAGGCCAUGAGGAGAUGCACAUGGUCGUUUUGUCUUGGGAAGCAAAGUGUAGCCAUACGGUGUGGGCAUUCCUUUAUUGAACAGAGUAUACAGUAUAGACAAGAAUGAUCUGCUCUUUCCAUUUGAAUUUACGAAUAGUCGC
Molecule: messenger RNA, 3656 nt
Organism: Ilyonectria robusta
Lineage: Eukaryota; Fungi; Ascomycota; Sordariomycetes; Hypocreales; Nectriaceae
Product: ankyrin repeat-containing domain protein
Exons: 4
Coding region: 213-3524 (1103 amino acids)
Cellular component (GO): cytoplasm
Molecular function (GO): protein binding
Source: RefSeq, a predicted model, not a curated record